This is a messenger RNA of Mesitornis unicolor (brown roatelo), 765 nucleotides long. RefSeq names its product tumor necrosis factor receptor superfamily, member 13B (gene TNFRSF13B). The record is from RefSeq and is a predicted model, not a curated record. Gene Ontology annotation, cellular component: plasma membrane. Lineage: Eukaryota; Metazoa; Chordata; Aves; Mesitornithiformes; Mesitornithidae.
AUGGAUGGGACGCGCGGCGGGUGCAAUGCCAUCCACAACUGCACCGAGCAGCAGUACUGGGACGCCCUCGUUUGCCAGUGCAUCCCCUGCAGCCUCGUAUGCGGCCGGUCCACGGUGAAGCGCUGCUCCGCGCUGUGCGAGUCCAUGGACUGCAACGCGAAAGCCGGCUUCUACUACGACGAGCUCGUCAAAAACUGCAUCAACUGCACCACGGUCUGCGGGCAGCACCCCAAGCAAUGCGCCCCGUCCUGCGAAGCGGGUGCCCUGGUAGCCAUCCCCCAUCCGCCAGCCCUGGUGACGGCCUCGCCGCCCGCGGCCGUGCUGGCGCAGAAGGCGUGCUGGCUGGUGGUGUACCUGCUGCUGGGGCUCUGCCUCUGCGCCCUCCUCUGCUCCCUGCUCCUGGGCUGGACCCACCUGCGCAGGAAGGGAGAGGUGGUCUCCUGCCAAGCCAGUGCCGGGACCUGCCACUGCAGGGAGGAUUCAGCCAAAGAUCGUCUGGUGGAAGUGGGCAGCGUUGGUGACGGAUCCACGGGCAGCAAGGUCCCAGAGCCGGUGGAAACCUGCGGCUUCUGCUUCCCUGGACACGGCUCUGCUAUACAAGAGACCAAAUCGUGCCACGGGACCUCCUACCACAUCGGGGAAAGAGCCGCGCUCUGCCACACCGGGGUGUGCAGCACGGGAAGCGCUGGGGCCGUACCCAGCCCUGACGACGGCCACUUCAAAAUCAUAUGUUCUCCUUCGCAAGAGAAGACACCCAUGGUGUGA